Molecule: messenger RNA, 1134 nt
Organism: Phragmites australis (common reed)
Lineage: Eukaryota; Viridiplantae; Streptophyta; Magnoliopsida; Poales; Poaceae
Product: ethylene-responsive transcription factor ERF038-like
Exons: 1
Coding region: 59-895 (278 amino acids)
Biological process (GO): regulation of DNA-templated transcription
Molecular function (GO): DNA binding; DNA-binding transcription factor activity
Source: RefSeq, a predicted model, not a curated record
GGGGGCAUUCUACUUCCCCACACUUACCCCUCCCAGCUAGUCCUCCAAGCUACAAGCCAUGGAGGCAGGCGCAAGCCAUGCACCCACCACCUCUUCCUCCUCCUUUUCCUCUUCCAGUACUUCCUGCUCCUCCCUCGUCAAUGGCGGGCCGCAAGAGCUGUCCAAGAACUCUGCGAAGAAGCGCAAGAGAGCGACUUCGCCGGACUCCCGAGAACUAGAAGCAAACACCACUACCGCCACCAAUGGCCACCAAGGCGAGGACAGCAGCAGCUGCAGCAGCACCUACGACAACGCGGAGAGCGGCAAGGCCCCGGCGGCAUCCGGCGCCGCCACGUCGAGCAGGAGUGGCUUCAAGCAUCCGUCGUACCGCGGCGUACGCCGCCGGAGCUGGGGCAAGUGGGUGUCCGAGAUCCGGGAGCCCCGCAAGAAGUCGCGCAUCUGGCUCGGCACCUUCCCCACCGCGGAGAUGGCGGCGCGCGCGCACGACGUGGCCGCGCUAGCCAUCAAGGGCCGCGCCGCGCACCUCAACUUCCCGGACCGCGCCCACGAGCUGCCCCGCCCGGCGUCCACUGCCCCGGCAGACAUCCAGGCCGCGGCCGCCCAGGCAGCCGCGGCCGUGCAGUGCGAGUGCAACACGUCGUCCGCCGAGUUGUCGUCGUCCCCUGCGGCCGAGUUGCCGUCGUCCCCCGCGGCCGAGUCGCAGGAGGAAGCUGCCUGUCCGGACACGGUGAACGGCGACGGCGGCCAGGACAACGCACUGUUCGACCUCCCGGACCUUCUUCUGGACCUGAGGGAAGGACUAUGGUUUUCACCUGUGUGGCCGGCGGCACUUGCGGCGGAGGAGUACGACGGCGGCGACGUUGGGCUACAUGAGCCACUCUUGUGGGCCGAGUAACUUUACCUUUCUGGGCUCUUGAAAAAAAAAGAAAAGAAAAAAGGAGCUACCGGUCUACCACCACACCAUAUGGUGAUCUAAAAAGAAAGAAGAAAAAAGAGCCACCAUGCACAACACUAUGUGUUAUUCUUAAAUUAGUACUGCUCGUGCUUGAUUUGGCCAAGGAACUUGUGUUCUUUCUGUAUCAACUAUCAGGACAAGAAACGUGUAUUGAUAGCAGUCUGAUGCAUUUGCAAAAU